GUGCCGGCUUUCAGAGGUCGUCAUGUCUGGUCGCGGCAAACAAGGUGGCAAGGCGCGCGCCAAGGCCAAGACCCGCUCGUCUCGGGCCGGCCUGCAGUUCCCCGUGGGCCGAGUGCACCGGCUGCUCCGCAAGGGCAACUACUCGGAGCGGGUGGGCGCCGGCGCCCCGGUGUACCUGGCGGCCGUGCUCGAGUACCUGACGGCCGAGAUCCUGGAGCUGGCGGGCAACGCGGCCCGCGACAACAAGAAGACGCGCAUCAUCCCGCGCCACCUGCAGCUGGCCAUCCGCAACGACGAGGAGCUCAACAAGCUGCUGGGCAAAGUGACCAUCGCGCAGGGCGGCGUCCUGCCCAACAUCCAGGCCGUGCUGCUGCCCAAGAAGACCGAGAGCCACCACAAGGCCAAGGGCAAGUAAAGCUGUAGCUAAGUUCAACGGAACUUAAGCCGACUCCAACCAAACCCAAAAGGCUCUUUUCAGAGCCACCCAUAUUUUCUGCAAAAGAACUUAACACUUGUUUAUUGGCUCAGAGUGUAAAAGUGAGUUCUGCUGGAAAACCGCAGAUUCCCCAACUAGCAAAAAAAGCGCCAUAGAGUAUAAAAAUCUGUAAGGUCCGCGGAAAGGGUUAGUCUCAAUCCUUGGCAGCGAAUAACAAGCAUUAGGUCGGUUUUUCUUUUUAACCUUAUUCCCACGGGCAGUCUCUACAUCUUGUUUCUGAAAUACACUGCCUUUGCCUCAGCUCGAUUUUAGCCGAGCCGGUUCGUUAAGCAGCCGCACCGCUACCGGCCCGGCACCGUGGCGCUGCGCGAGAUCCGCCGCUACCAGAAGUCCACCGAGCUGCUGAUCCGCAAGCUGCCGUUCCAGCGGCUGGUGCGCGAG
This is a messenger RNA of Sorex araneus (European shrew), 877 nucleotides long. RefSeq names its product histone H2A type 1-D. Bases 23 to 415 code for a protein of 130 amino acids. Lineage: Eukaryota; Metazoa; Chordata; Mammalia; Eulipotyphla; Soricidae. The record is from RefSeq and is a predicted model, not a curated record. Gene Ontology annotation, molecular function: protein heterodimerization activity; structural constituent of chromatin; DNA binding. The transcript has a single exon. Gene Ontology annotation, cellular component: nucleosome.